AUGCUCGUUUAUCCGCCUACUGAAACUGUGGAUCAGGUUGAUGAUUAUCACGGUACGAAGGUGGCAGAUCCUUAUCGCUGGCUGGAAAAUGAUGUGCGUCGGGACGCCCAGGUACGGGCCUGGGUUGAUGCGCAGCAGAAAUUCACUGGUGAUUAUUUAAGGCGUCUGCCGGAACGUGCGGACUUACACGAUCGUUUGACCCAACUGUGGGAUACCCCGCGCUACGGCGUGCCGGUUAAGCGCGGGGGGCAGUACUUCUAUAGUUUCAACGAUGGCCUUAUGAACCAGGCUCAGGUGCUGGUUCAGACUGGACUGGACAGCGCUCCGAGGGUACUGCUUGAUCCAAACAAGUGGUCCGACACAGGUACAACCGCGCUGGCUGCCUAUUUUGUGUCUCCCGAUGGCAGGUACCUGGCUUAUCUGGUGCAGGUGGACGGCUCUGACUGGCGCGAAGCCCGAGUGCUUGAUGUGUCCAGUGGGGAGGAUUGUGACGAUACUCUCAACUGGCUGAAGUUUACCGGUUUGAGCUGGGCGGCUGACGGCACUGGGUUCUACUACAGUCGUUUCCCCCAGGGCACCGAUGACAAGUUUCAUCAGGUGGCGCAGAACAAUGCCGUGUAUUUUCAUCGAUUGGGUACGCAGCAAUCGGAUGACACCCUUGUUUUCAAUAAUUCCGAGCAGCCCCACUGGCGUUAUGAUGCGCAGGUUACCCGGGAUGGCGCCUAUCUGGUCAUUGAUGUGGGGAUCGGAACGGACCGGCGUAACCAGGUUCUGGUGCAACAUCUUGAGGCAGAUCAGAACCCCUGGUUUCUGGUUGAAGGCUUUGCGGAUCACCUCGCCUGUCUUGGUCAUGUAGAGGGCGAGCUUUAUUUUCUGACAGAUCAGAACGCACCUAAUGGGCGUGUCAUCGCUGUGCGUCCCGAAACAGGCGUUGAGGCGCUGCAACAGGCGCGUGAGAUUGUCUCUGAGUCAGGCAAUGUAUUGGACAGUGCGCAAAUGUGCGGCACACAACUGAUUUUGCGGUAUCUGCAGGAUGCAUCCAGUAGCCUGAAGAUUGUUGAUCUGCAGGGUGAUAACGCUGAAAGCGUGGAUUUGCCUGGCCUGGGUGGCGUGCAGACGGUGACGUCCCGCCAGUGGGACGAUGAAGUAUUUUUUGAUUUUUCAGCCUUGAACCAUCCACCUGCCGUUUACCACCUGUCGUUAGAAGAUCAGCGUCUGGAAGUAUUUAAGCAGGUGCAGGUGGCCCUUGAUGUGUCUGAUUUUGUUCUGAAGCAGGUAUUUUUUGAGUCGAAAGACGGUACUCGCGUGCCGAUGUUCAUCUGUCAUAAAACGGGUAUCGAGCUCAAUGGUCAGAAUCCUACCCUCCUGUAUGGGUACGGUGGAUUCAAUGUUUCCCUGACGCCUGAUUUUUCUAUCUCGCGUGUGCUCUGGAUGGAGCAGGGUGGCGUGUUUGCUAUUGCUAACCUGCGUGGUGGCGGAGAGUAUGGCGAAACCUGGCAUGCCGCAGGCACCAGGCUGCAGAAGCAGAACGUGUUUGAUGAUUUUAUUGCCGCUGCUCAGUAUUUAAUCGAUGCAGGGUACACCAGGCCUGCCCACCUCGGCGUUAUGGGUGGCAGUAACGGUGGGCUGCUGGUCGGCGCGGUGGUCAAUCAACGGCCUGAACUGUUUGGCGCAGCCUUAGCGCUGGUUGGCGUCAUGGAUAUGUUGCGUUUUCAUCACUUCACCGCCGGGGUCUAUUGGAUAGACGACUAUGGCAGUGCUAACGAUGCUGAUGAGUUCGAUGCGCUUUACGCCUACUCGCCGUAUCAUAAUCUCAAGCCACGCACGUAUCCUCCAAUGCUGGUGGGGACCGCCGAUACUGACGAUAGAGUUGUGCCGGGGCACAGUUUCAAAUAUGCCGCCCGGCUGCAGGCUGUACAGCAGGGUGAUGCGCCGGUAUUACUCCGGGUAGAAAGCGCUGCCGGCCACGGACUGGGCACGCCUACGUCGAAACUCAUUAAUGAAUACGCCGAUUACUGGGCGUUUUUAUUCCACCAUCUGAAAGCCUGA
Symbiodinium necroappetens is the source of this 2049-nucleotide messenger RNA. Lineage: Eukaryota; Dinophyceae; Suessiales; Symbiodiniaceae. The record is from the annotation of a GenBank genome assembly.